AUGCUGGCUGAUCCUGCGCUUGCCCGCGUCGGGGACGACCUGCUCUCCAUCCCAGUCACGGCGGCCUGCGCAGUGCCGUCGGUGUCCUUCGAGCCGCAAGCCGGGCUGGACUACGGAGACGUCUUCAUCAGGUACCCCUUUCACCAGAGCCUCUAUCUGCACAACACCUCGGCGCUGCCAGCCAAGUUCAGGGUGCUGCAGCAGGAGGACAAGUCGCGGGCAGAGUUCGAGCCGGACCAGUGGACAGGCACCGUGCCGCCUUGCGCCUCGCACGUCAUCACGGUUACCCUCACGGCCCACACGCCCGGCCCGCUGAGGAUCUCCAUGUACGUGAAGAUGCACGGCAAGCAGAUGCCCUUCCCGCUGGUGCUCGUCGCCAACUCCGUGGGGCGAGCGUCAGGGCCAGAGAACCCCGACCUCCUCUCGUGGUGA
Molecule: messenger RNA, 432 nt
Organism: Prorocentrum cordatum
Lineage: Eukaryota; Dinophyceae; Prorocentrales; Prorocentraceae
Source: the annotation of a GenBank genome assembly